CCGUUCGCUUUCCGUCCGUCCGUCAUGGCCGCCGCCGCCGCCGCCGCCGCGCGGAAGGGCGUCGCGUACACCGUCGGCCGCGGUCUGUACCUCGCGCUGACGGACAGGACGAACUCGCGGACGGUCGUCGCGUCUCGAGGCCCCGGGUUCGUAAUGUCGCGAGAGUCGAAUUUCUCCCCGCUCGGCGGCCAAGGCGCGGCGGAGCCGUCCGCGACCGAGCUCGCCGCGGUCGUCGACCGCGCGUACGACGGUCUGGACAUCGUCGGCAUGGGCGAGAACGACCCCGGGGUCACGUUCGCGGGUCUCGGCGAGCCUUUACUCCGAAUGGAGACGAUCGUGGAGACGAUCGCGACGGUUCGCGAGCGCAGGCACGGCGUGCCGUUCCGCGUCAUGACGAGUGGUCUCUUUUCUCCCGACGUCGCCGCCGCGCUCGCGGAAGCGGGGGUGAACACCGCCACCGUCGACCUCGUCGCGCAGGACCCGUCGGCGUACGCCGCGGUCAUGCGUCGGCAUCGACAUAGUCCCCCUAAUCCUCUUAGUAACGGUGGAAUCGGAGGCGUUUAUACUAGUAGUGCGAAUAUGAUACGGGAGGACGGGCACGGCGUCGUGUGCGCGUUCAUCGCGACGCUCGCGGAGAGGGGCGUCGAGGUGGAGUGCACGGUCGUGAACGAGCCGGGGGUGGAGACGGCGGCGGCGCGGGCGCUCGCGUUCGACCUCGGCGCGGUGCGUUUUCGCGCGAGGGAGUACUUCCCCUGAUGAGCGC
Messenger RNA from Micromonas pusilla CCMP1545, 763 nucleotides. RefSeq lists its product as uncharacterized. The transcript is spliced from 2 exons. Bases 25 to 756 code for a protein of 243 amino acids. NCBI's taxonomy places the organism in Eukaryota, Viridiplantae, Chlorophyta, Mamiellophyceae, Mamiellales, Mamiellaceae. The record is from RefSeq and is a predicted model, not a curated record.